CCCCGCCCCUUCACACCAUCACAGCCCACCCCACCGCGCCGCCUUCUCCCAGCUCCACCACAGCGGCGGCUCCCUCUGCGCGGAGUCAACAAGUCAAGCCUUUCUCAAGCUCAGAACAGGCAGGACGCCCGGCGCCGGCGGCCAGAUCACACGCGUCCCAGCUCGGACAAGCCUCGCCUUCUGGUGAUAGCCAAUAGCCAGGCCAGGCGCGUCUCGGUGCGGAAGCAGACGAGGAGCUAGCUCAAGGAGUGAAGCCACAGCCGGUCGGCGUCCUACUAUGAGGAACGGCAGCACCGUGUGCGACGCGGCGGCGGCGCUGGGCGUGGCCCCGCGGUACAGGGGGGUGAGGAAGCGGCCGUGGGGCCGGUUCGCGGCGGAGAUCCGGGACCCAGCCAAGCGGGCGCGGGUCUGGCUCGGCACCUACGACUCCGCCGAGGCCGCCGCCCGCGCCUACGACGUCGCCGCGCGCACCCUCCGCGGCCCGCUCGCCACCACCAACUUCCCCCAGGACCUCGUCUCCUUCCCCACCCUCCCCGCGCUCCCGCGUCCGUCUCGACCGGCUUCCCCCGGCCCCGCCUGCAGCGCCAGCUCCACCGUCGAGUCCUACAGCGGGCCCAGGGCGACGAACGGGCCCCGGGCCGUGCCACGCGCGCCGGCGCCGGCGCCUGUGCUGGCGAAGCGACCAGACGGCGACGCUGGCUGCCAGAGCGACUGCGCCUCCUCGGCCUCCGUCGUGGACGACGGCGGCGACGAGGCCGCCUCGGCCGCCGUCCGGCCUCGCGCGCCCUUCGUGUUCGACCUCAACCUCCCUCCGCCGUCGGACGAGCUGUGCACCGAGCUGCGGCUCUUCUAGGAGGGAUCCACCGGACCCGGAUCGCCGGACGAGCUGUGCACCAAAGCUAGCGACUUUUUUUAUUUUUCUUCCAUUCUUUUUCCUCCUGAUUAGAUUAGACAGAUGAUGUGUGCAAGAGUUGAUUGUACCACCACCACUACUAUUCUUUACGCGAUAAGAAUUGCGGUUGAUUGAUCGA
Triticum aestivum (bread wheat) is the source of this 1031-nucleotide messenger RNA. RefSeq names its product ethylene-responsive transcription factor 3. Gene Ontology annotation, biological process: regulation of DNA-templated transcription. The transcript has a single exon. Gene Ontology annotation, molecular function: DNA-binding transcription factor activity; DNA binding. Lineage: Eukaryota; Viridiplantae; Streptophyta; Magnoliopsida; Poales; Poaceae. The record is from RefSeq and is a predicted model, not a curated record. Bases 278 to 853 code for a protein of 191 amino acids.